Stylophora pistillata is the source of this 813-nucleotide messenger RNA. RefSeq lists its product as uncharacterized. Lineage: Eukaryota; Metazoa; Cnidaria; Anthozoa; Scleractinia; Pocilloporidae. The record is from RefSeq and is a predicted model, not a curated record.
CACGCGAGUGCACAAUUUUUGUCACAUAAUCGCGAAGUUUAGUUGACGAGAGUGAAACGGCAUCGAUACUUUCCAGUAAUGAGCACAAUAUUGACAGUGAAAGACCAGAAGUUUACACAACGCCUACACAACAUCCGUAAUGCGUCAGGUCGCUUUCGGAAAGUGGAAGCGAUCGAAACCAGAAAAGAAACAAAAAUAAAAAGGUUACACGGAGGGUUCAAAACGUGGAAUGCCAAAAGGAAGCUCCAGUAUGAUAACAUAUCCAAGGAAAACGAACCCCCAGCAAAACGAAUGACACGAGCACGUGAGAAUAAAGCUAAGAGGAAGGCGAACCUGCCACAAGGAUCCAGACUGGUGGACUUAGAAACCCUUACAGAUGGUCUGAAGGAAUGUUUAUUUUGUCAUUACGGCCCUUUGUCUCUUGGCAAUGUUAUUGAAGAACAGCACAGUGGCUUGGCAAGCACGUUUACUGUUAUAUGCAGCCAAUGCAAAGCGGAAAACACCAUUAAAACAUCAAAAGAGCACAGAUCUGGUGCACGCGGUCCACUGACCUUUGAUGUAAACACGAGAGCUGCCCCUGGCUGUUUACACACAGGAGUGGGCAACACCCAUUUAAACAAUUUACUUUCAAUCCUCAAUGUGCCUGCACUGAACUCAUCAACUUUUAAAAAUCGGGAAAGGGAAGCUGGAAAGGCAAUAGACCUAGUAGCAAAAAAUAGUUGCCAGCAAUUCCUAACCCUUGAACGAGAGAAGGCAAUUGAAAAUGGUACCAAGCCUGACCAGAACAAUCUAGUACCUAUUGCCUGUUCUUAG